Molecule: messenger RNA, 1226 nt
Organism: Malurus melanocephalus (red-backed fairy wren)
Lineage: Eukaryota; Metazoa; Chordata; Aves; Passeriformes; Maluridae
Product: complement factor D-like
Exons: 5
Coding region: 121-918 (265 amino acids)
Biological process (GO): proteolysis
Molecular function (GO): serine-type endopeptidase activity
Source: RefSeq, a predicted model, not a curated record
GCCCCAGCCCCAGCUCCGGGUGAGCAGCGUCCUCCCCGCAGCCCCCGCGCACCCCCCGGCCCCUGAGCACCCCAAAACCCCCGCACCCCCUCCCCGAUCCGGGCAGAGGGUUCUGCAGCCAUGGGGCCGAGUCCUGCUCCCGUCUUUGUCCUGGCGCUGCUGCUGCUCUGGGGGGCCCCRGUGGAUGGGCAGCCCCGGGGUCGGAUCCUGCGAGGCUACGAAGCCAAACCCCACGUGAAACCCUACAUGGCCGCGCUGCAGCUGGACGGGCAGCACGUCUGUGGGGGAUUCCUCAUCGCCCCGCGGUGGGUGCUGAGCGCUGCCCACUGCACCGAGGACACGGAUGGAAAACUCUUCCAGGUGCUGCUGGGCGCCCACUCGCUCACGGCGCCGGAGCCCCACAAACGCCUGUACCAAGUGCGUGCUCAGUUCCCCCACCCCGGCAGCAACAUCCACAACAACAAGGACGACCUUCUCCUCCUCCAGCUGGAGGAGAAAGCAGAGCUGAACACGGACGUGCGGGUGCUGCCCUUCCAGCGGGAGGACAAGGACGUGGAGGCYGACACCAUGUGCGAGGUGGCGGGCUGGGGAACCAUCGAUCACAGCGGCACCCGGCCCGACCGGCUGCAGCAGGUGGAGCGGCCGGUGAUCAGCCGCCACGAAUGCAACCGCCGCAACCGCCACGACGGCACCAUCACCGACAAGAUGAUGUGCACCAACUCCAGCAAGAAGGACACCUGCAAGGGAGACUCYGGUGGCCCCCUGGUCUGCGGCGGGGUGGCCGAAGGGGUGGUCACUGCCGGGUCCCGCGUCUGCGGCAAUUUGAAGAAGCCGGCCAUCUACACYCGCAUCGCCCCGUACGCCGACUGGAUCGACAGCGUCAUGGCCUCCGCCGACGGGGAGGGGGACCCUCGCUGAGGGGACAGCAGGGACAUGCUCCACGCCACGGCUUGCUGCUGCCAGCACGGCCAGAGCGCCCGCGGAGCCGCCCCGCCGCGCUUCAGGGGCUCCCAUCGCUGCCCGCCCUGCUGUCCGAGCGUCCCCCCGUGCCAGGAGCAGGGCUGGGCCAGGGGACUGGCGAGGAACCGAGGAAAGGGGUCCCUGGCCCCCCACUCGCAAAGCACAGGGCCCAGCUGGGGGAGAACGGGGGGUCACAGCCCCCAACAGGCUUUGCUGAAGGUGCCCAAAACGCUGCCCGCGACUGCUGCAAUAAAGUGAUGAUGAUU